AUGAUAGUAUUCGAUGGAAUGAGCUCCAAUAUAAUUACGAUUUCUUUAACUUUAUGUCUUCUUUAUCAUAUAUUGAAGCAAACCAAGCUUUACUUCACGAGACGCCGAUUUCAAAAAUCAAACGGUUGUGAACCAGCUCAAGUAGAAUACCCUUUGAAAGAUCCAAUAUUUGGUCUCGAUUUGGUAUUGGAUACAAUCAAAAAUGCCAAAAACCUACGACAUCUCGAAGGAACUUGGAGGCGUUAUGAACAGCACGGAACAACCUUUACAUCCAGACUCAUUACGUAUCCCACGGUUUUCACAAUCGAUACAGAGAACGUCAAAACUAUUCUUGCAACAAAAUUUGAUGAUUUUCGGCUCUCGUCUAUUCGAGUUGAUGCAAUGAAACCCGUGUUCGGACACGGGAUUUUCACAACUGAUGGAAAACUGUGGCACAAAUCUCGCGCACUCCUUCGGCCUACUUUUGCAAAAGAGAGUAUAUCUAAUCUAGAGGUUGCUGAGCUACAUUUCCAACAUCUACUAAAUCGUAUUCCUCGCGAAGGGUCUACUAUUGAUCUACAAGAUCUCUUUUUCAAAUUCACCAUAGAUACAGCUACCCAGUUCUUAUUUGGACAUUCCGUCAACUCCCAGUCCAACUCAGACCAUUCCUCGGGUGGCGUAUCCGAUGCAGAAUUUGUGGAACAGUAUACUUAUACCCAACACGAAGCAUCUCAUAAUGUACGACUCGGACCACUUGCACGAUUUCGAUAUAACUCUGCAGCUACCAGGGCUCAGAAGACCGUUUUUAAGUAUGUCGAUCAUUACAUAGAUGUAGCUCUCGAUGCGCUUAAGAAGGACCAAAACAAGACGGAAACGAAGGAUGACAACUUUGGCCCCUACAUUUUUCUUGAAGAGAUAGCCAAGUUGACCACAGACCGACAGGUUCUGCGAGACCAGGUUUUGAAUACCCUUCUUGCUGGCCGAGAUACAACAGCUAGUCUACUUAGUAAUCUUUUCUUCAUGUUAGCACGUUACUCGGAUGUAUGGAGAAAGCUACGAGCUGAAGUCAUGCAACUUGACGGUCAGUUGCCGACGUAUAACGAUCUGCGAAAUAUGAAAUAUUUACGUCAAUGUAUUAACGAAUCUCUCCGUAUGCAUCCUGUAGUCCCCGCCAACACUCGCGAAGCGGUCCGCGACACUUGUCUUCCACGUGGUGGGGGAGAAGAUGGUCAAGCAUCAUUAUUCGUUAAAGCGGGUACCCAGGUUCUAUACAGUGUGUACUCGAUGCAUCGUCGCAAAGAUCUAUUCGGUGAAGAUGUGGAAACCUUUCGUCCGGAACGCUGGGAUCAUAUACAGCCGAAAUGGGAAUUUUUACCAUUCAAUGGAGGGCCAAGAAUUUGCUUAGGGCGACAAUUCGCAUUAAUUGAAGCAUCGUUUGUGAUUGUAAGAAUGUUACAGGAAUUUGAAGAGAUUGAGCCAAGAGAUGACAGGCCAUGGCAAGAGGCCUAUACCCUGGUUGUCUGUUCGCACAAUCGGACACAAGUGUCGUUGACGUGCGCGACAUAA
This is a messenger RNA of Botrytis byssoidea, 1545 nucleotides long. RefSeq lists its product as uncharacterized. The record is from RefSeq and is a predicted model, not a curated record. The coding region runs from base 1 to 1545 and encodes 514 amino acids. NCBI's taxonomy places the organism in Eukaryota, Fungi, Ascomycota, Leotiomycetes, Helotiales, Sclerotiniaceae. Gene Ontology annotation, molecular function: oxidoreductase activity, acting on paired donors, with incorporation or reduction of molecular oxygen, reduced flavin or flavoprotein as one donor, and incorporation of one atom of oxygen; iron ion binding; heme binding. The transcript is spliced from 4 exons.